Molecule: messenger RNA, 1890 nt
Organism: Coprinopsis cinerea okayama7#130
Lineage: Eukaryota; Fungi; Basidiomycota; Agaricomycetes; Agaricales; Psathyrellaceae
Product: copper radical oxidase
Exons: 11
Coding region: 1-1890 (629 amino acids)
Source: RefSeq, a predicted model, not a curated record
AUGGCAUUCAUGUGGAUCCGAAACUUGCUCUUGGGCGUGGCGACCACACUCCCGAUAAUACGAGCGCAAUCAGUCCACGACCCGCCUGGACAGCCACUGCGCAAAGGCUCGCCCGGAACAUUUGAAGUCAUAGGAAACUCCCUGGUUAGCGGGCAACAGUUAUUUCUUGGGAACCCCGAUGCCGUGUACAUCAUCGACAAAGUUGAGAACAACCCCGCCCAGAUAAAUGGGCACCCCGCUUGGGCAUCAGAAUGGAAAUUGAGCCAUAACGAACAGCGUGCGAUGGAUGUAAUGACGAACACGUUUUGUGCGGGCGGUAAUGUCCUAGGCAACGGGACAUGGAUAAAUGUUGGGGGAAACCAGGCGGUUACUUAUGGUGGUGCGGAGGCUCCUCGACAGGAUGGUGGGCCACCCUACGACGACCCCGAUGGAAGACAGUCUAUACGCCUCCUCGAUCCCUGUACCGAUGGUCGCUGCGACUGGAGGAUGUCGCCGCACUCCUCAGACCAGAGAUGGUAUCCUACCUUGGAAACACUGGAGGAUGGAAGCAUCAUCAUUAUGGGAGGAUGCAGAUGGGGAGGAUACGUGAACGACCAAUUUCAGGACAACCCCACUUAUGAGUUCUUCCCUCCACGGGGGAACGGAACUCCUAUCCACUCACCUAUCCUAGGCCGAACUCUACCGGCAAAUCUCUACCCUCUAGUCUGGCUACUCCCCUCUGGUAAACUUCUCAUUCAAUCGAACUGGGAAACCGCGAUUUUGGACUACAAAACCAAUCAGGAAGUACGUAUUGAUAAUAUACCAGGUGCGGUGCGCGUGUACCCAGCUAGUGGCGGAAGCAUCAUGCUGCCUCUUACACCGAAGAACAACUAUACUGCGACUGUAAUGUUCUGUGGUGGCGUGAAUGUCGCUACGGAUAGGUGGAACUCCAAAGACUUUAUACCGAUCCUACAAGCCCCAUCACGUUCAUGUGUGAAGAUUAGCCCCGAUAUCUCAGGGUCUUACACGCACGACGAUGAACUCCCUGAAGGACGAAGCAUGUUGAACCUCAUCCAUCUCCCCGAUGGAACAAUACUGGGACUCAACGGAGCUGCAAUUGGAACCGCUGGAUACGGCAAUACCUCCUGGACAGUCGGUCAAUCAUUCGCAGAUCAGCCUGUCCUUACUCCAGUCGUCUUCAGAAAGUCGGCAGAGGUCGGCCAUCGCUGGACUAAAGACGGAUUUAGCGCCAGUACCAUCCCACGGAUGUACCACUCCUCGGCAACUCUUCUCCCAGACGGUUCGGUCCUCGUAUCAGGCUCCAACCCAAACUCCGAUUACAGAACUGGAGUCCCAUAUCCGACAGAAUACCGAACGGAGGUGUUCUACCCAAGCUAUUACCACAAGCGUCGUCCCGAGCCUAAAGGAAUACCGACUUCCCUUGGAUAUGGGGGACCUCGAUUUGAUAUCCGACUCUCUCUUGAGGAUUUACUCGGGAAUAUCGCCAACGUCGACAAGACUUCGGUGAUCCUCAUCAGAACAGGCUUCUCAACGCACUCCAUGAACAUGGGCCAGCGCUUCCUCGAACUUCGCACAACGUGGACAGCCUUCCAAAACAAUGGAUCAGCUGUUGUCCACGUUUCCCAACUCCCGCCUAACGCAGCAUUGUUCGCCCCAGGACCUGCGCUUCUCUUUGUUGUUGUCGAUGGCGUCCCUUCCGUCGGUGUUCAAGUUAUGAUUGGGUCUGGAAGGAUUGAGAACCAAUAUGUGGAUCAGCCAACUGACUUGCCUGCUUCGCGGUUGGUAACCGCGGUUGACAAGGCGAAGAGCGAUGAGGAGAGCGGCUCUGACCGGACUACAAAAGGAACGACUGUGGUGUUACUUGCAGCGAUUGUACUCGCGUUGGUUUGA